CGUGUAUUUGGGUGCUCCUGCUACGUCCUUCUUGCUCAACGGGAGCGCACGAAACUCACACCUAAGGCUGUUCGGUGUGUUUUCCUCGGCUAUAGCGAGAAGCACAAAGGGUACGUGUGCUAUGAUCCUACUGCUAGACGUAUCCGAAUUUCAUGUCACAUAGUUUUUCUUGAGCACGUGCCGUAUUAUGGGUCCGCGACUACAGACGUUUCCUCAUGCAUGGACUUGGAAUUCUUACGUCCAUAUGAUUAUUCCACUCCUAGUUUAGCACCAGCGGAGGAAGGUGAUGAGCUAGACACUUUAGAGCAUGGUCCAAGUUCCAAUUCUUCAGAGGGGUCCUCGCAUUCUUCCACUUCUUCUGCUGGGUCUUCUUUCACUUCGCCCUCGUCGCCCUCUUUAUCAAGUAGUACUGAUUCCGACUCUGGGACACCGUCGUCCUCCUCAGAAUCCUCUCAAGACAUGGCUGGUUCGCAGGCCGAUCCUCCUGAUAGCCCUCCCCCUGUUCGUCGGUCUACCAGGGUGAACAAAGGUGUCCCGCCACUCCGUCAUUCCGAGUUUGUUGCUUUUUCCACUCCGUCAAUUGUGGUGCCAGCUACUUACAAGCAGGCUCGGGGCAUCGAGCAUUGGGAGAAGGCUAUGGAUGUGGAGAAGGAUGCUCUUGAUGCUGCCGGAACUUGGGACUUAGUGCCACGACGUCCUGAAUUCUCUGUCAUUGGUAGUAAGUGGGUCUAUACAGUCAAAAUGUUACCUGAUGGGAGUGUUGAGCGGUUUCGUGCACGUGUCGUUGCUCAAGGUUUUUGCCAAGAGUAUGGGGUGGAUUAUGCCGAAACGUUUGCUCCUGUAGCUAAAAUGCAGACAGUACGUAGUUUGCUGACAGUGGCGGCUAUGAAGGGGUGGGCUCUUCUUCAAUUAGAUGUGAAGAAUGCUUUUCUUCACGGUGAUCUUAAGGAGGUCAUAUAUACGGAGAGACCUCCAGGUUAUACUCGGGGUGACAGUUCUAUGGUGUGUCGGCUCAAGAGGUCCCUGUAUGGAUUGAAACAAGCUCCUCGUGCAUGGUUUGAGAUGUUCCAGGACACCAUUCUGGAUGCAGGCUUUGUCCAGAGUAACAGCGAUCCCUCUCUAUUUCUUCGUCAUACCACUCGUGGUCUUACAGUGCUUUUAAUCUAUGUUGAUGAUAUGAUUGUCACAGGGAAUGAUCAGCUUGGUAUACAGGAGCUCAAACAGGUGUUGCAUUCAGCUUUUAAUCUCAAGGAAUUAGGUGAUCUAUCUUAUUUUCUGGGACUCGAGAUACAUCGGUCAACAUCUGGUCUUCACGUCUGUCAACGCAAAUACAUUAUUGAUCUGCUAGAGGAAGCACAGAUGGAUGAGUGUGUGGCCUGUAGCACUCCUAUGGAGCAAAAUCUUAAGAUGCGUUCUGGGGAUGGUGACUUGCUUUCUAAUGCCUCAUUGUAUCGUCGUAUCGUGGGUAGCUUGAUAUAUCUUACCCAUACGCGUCCAGAUAUUUCAUAUGCAGUACAGGUGGUGAGCCAGUUCAUGAAUGCACCUCGGUCUACUCAUUGGGCUGCAGUUCAUAGGAUUGUGCGGUAUUUAAAGGGCACUCAAGACGUGGGGCUAGUGUUUCCUGUGGCAGGUGAGGAAGUGAUGGAGGCCUAUGCUGAUGCAGACUAUGCGGGUUGUUUAGAUACCAGACGAUCUACCUCCGGAUGGUGCGUUAGGUUGGGUCAAUCUUUCAUAUCAUGGCGCUGUAAGAAGCAGGAUAGGGUCUCGAAGUCAUCGACUGAAGCUGAAUAUAGGUCCAUGAGUGAAGUUUCUUCUGAGAUUGUGUGGCUGAAGCGACUUUUAGCUGAGCUUGGAGUGGUUGUUCGUUCACCUAUUCGCUUACAUGUGGAUAAUACGAGUGCUAUUCGUAUUGCGACUAACCCGGUACUUCAUGACAGGACCAAACAUAUCGAGGUUCAUGUUCACUAUAUACGUCAACUUGUUGCAGAGGGUGAAGUUGAACUCGCUUACAUAACUUCUGAGGAUCAGACUGCAGAUCUUUUGACCAAGGCCGUUGCUUCUGCUAGGCAUUGGUUUCUUGCACACAAAUUAAUGUUGCGACAGCUACAUUAAUUUGAGGGAGGGUGUUGAAGUAUAUGUACCUAUAUGUAAUUGUCCAAGUACCAACAUGUAGUUUGCCGGGUUAGGGUUAGCAUAGUCGUAUAUAUAUAUUGGUGUAUGGCUGUACAGAGGUAAGGUGAUUUUAUGUGAAUAAGAGUUGGCCGCCGUUCUCCGUGGACUAGUCCUAACGACAAUCGUUAGGGAAACCACGUUAAUCUGUGUCUCGUGUUCUCAGUGUUCUUGGUAUAAUUGACAGAUCUACCCUCGUUUCCUCUUGGUAGUACAUCAAACAUGUAUUCUCCUGCAAACCCACGAAUCCUCUGCCGCCUCCGCCGCUUUCCCCUGCUCUGACCUCCACCAGAUCGUCUUAGAAAUCAAUUGUCUCCAUGAUUCCUCUCAACCAAAUUAAUCCAUUUCCGGAGGUGUAAGACAGUGCGAAUCCUCCUCUCCCGCCACAAGAAUCAGACAUCACCGGCUACCAUCUUCCCUUGCACGGCCAGCGGGUGAGAUCUUACACAAAAGGAACGAACCGACCUUCUGUCUCCUUCCUCAACGAAGACUAGCAUCUACAUCUUCUCCUCUCGAGUUUGAGAGCAGCAGAGGUGUGCGGCGGCGACAGUGGGCCGGGCAGAACCAGAGGUGGCCGGCGGGGCAGAUCCUUUCCUUUCUUAUUCGGCCCCGAGCGACGCAGCGGCAAACCUGGCGGCGGCGGCUGGACACACGGAGCAGGCGAAAUUGGUUAUUAAUUACGAAUGAGUUGGGGGCGUAUUCGUCGGUUUAGGUAAUUUAGGGCGAAUUAUUUGAAAAGUUAGGGCGUUAAAUAGAAAUUCAGUUUUCUUUUAGAGCCGAUGAUGGGUUUUACAAACAACAGUCCCACUAUGUUUGGGAUGGAGGGUAAAUGUGAAGAACCAGUUGAGGUUCAAUCGUGGAUCAUAUACCGUUUACUAAUACCUCCUGAAAAUCAAGUCAUUCAGAUAGUCUUGGAGUUUGGACAAGUACAUGUUCGGAUAUCAUGUGCUUAACAUAAACAUAUGGGGGGUCAUCGGGAAUCGAACAGAAGAUCUCAUGGUCACAGAAGGCUCUGAUAGCAUGUUAAGAACCAGUUGAUCCCAAUAACUCGAGUUGUUGGGAGAGAUUCAUUCGUGAAUCAUAUACAGUUUACUAAUAGCAACGUGAAUCCAAUCCAAUCUACUAUGUUUUCUCAUUUUGAGGUCGACAACAUCUCCACCAAAUCCAUUUUUCGAUUUUUUUGUUUCCAUAAUCUUUGACUAUCGUGCUUAAUCGCAAGUAACUGCAAACCACAAUUUGAUGUUAGUGAUUAACUACAAAUUAUUUGCGGUGCCAUUGCAGUUGGUAAUUUUGCCCUUAUUAAGUUGUGGUUAACCGCGUAAUUCGAUGUGGUUAACCGCAAAAUAGCAAUUGUUUUCACACUCCUAAUUUUCUAAUGCAUGUACCCCAUUUGGAUAACUAGCUUAUAACCCGGCCCGUUGGCCGAAUGAGGAUAACAUUAUGCAUGUUCAUAUUUGAGUAUAUAUUUUUGUGUUAUGUUUAUAUAUCAACCUUGUCGACAAUCAUUCUGAAUGACGUCUAGAGAAUGGAUGUAUAGGUGUAAUAUUUGAAGGAGUAGAGUGUGAAAUAUAAGAUGAAGCUAAUCUAAUGCCCAUUCAAAUUAUUUAAAUAGGUACCCUUAAUCCCAUUUUCAAAAUGAGAAUUUAGCCCAAAAUGAAAGAAUAAUGAAACAUUAAAAGUUUC
This is a messenger RNA of Linum trigynum, 3852 nucleotides long. NCBI's taxonomy places the organism in Eukaryota, Viridiplantae, Streptophyta, Magnoliopsida, Malpighiales, Linaceae. The record is from the annotation of a GenBank genome assembly.